AACUACUUCCAAAACAUGGAAAAGCAGAAGAAUUCAUCAUCACCCGAAUCGAGUAAUUAUAAAGGGCUGGCUAUAAGGUGCGCACCUGACCAUCGAGAUUUUACAAUCCUGUCGAAAGAGGAAAUGGAGAUCCGUAUGGAGUUAGAGAGAGAGAUAGAAAAUGAUUUGCAACAAGAGAUUGAGAACGGAAUGCAUAAUCUUGCUUUGAGAUUACACCAGCUAUACAAACAUCGAAGGGAAAGAAACGUAACAUCGUUUGAAGGAUCGAAGAUCAAGAUUGCUAUGUUUUCGAAUUCCGGAAUGAGUUUAAGAAUCAAUCUGGAAGAGGAGCCUACAGUUAAUGGAAAAGAGGUCAAGAACAGAAAUCUUGACAAGGUACCUCGGUCUGGAAAACACUGUAAGGACGAAAAAAGUAAACAACUUCAUAAUCGUGAUAUGAGGAAUUUUGAUCGGGUUAACACUCUCCGAUUAUCACCCUCGAAAGCUAGGAAUGAUUUUGUUUCCUCUCCGAGUACUGUGAAAAAUGUAAGCAAGGAGAGGAAAAAAAUACAAUGAUAAGUAAUAUAUAUGCAUGGGUGGGGGAAGGAGCUACAAAAUAUCAAAAACAACUAUAUGGAUAAGACCGGUUUAUUUUGAGUGACACCAUGGUAAUUCACUGUGGUAUUUAUUUUUCCUUCUUUCCUGUUUUAAUUUUUCUUAAAAUUUAAGAAAAUGUGAUUGUUGUCGCUUCGAACAAUAAAAAUUAGGAAAAUUUAAAUUCCA
Papaver somniferum (opium poppy) is the source of this 762-nucleotide messenger RNA. RefSeq lists its product as uncharacterized. The transcript has a single exon. The coding region runs from base 16 to 555 and encodes 179 amino acids. Lineage: Eukaryota; Viridiplantae; Streptophyta; Magnoliopsida; Ranunculales; Papaveraceae. The record is from RefSeq and is a predicted model, not a curated record.